This is a messenger RNA of Caenorhabditis angaria, 1523 nucleotides long. Lineage: Eukaryota; Metazoa; Nematoda; Chromadorea; Rhabditida; Rhabditidae. The record is from the annotation of a GenBank genome assembly.
AUGAACACAUCAACAUCUGAGAUUAUAUCAACAACUUUGAUGUCGAUCAUCGAAUAUGCUGAAGAAGAUCUUUUCGAUGAGGUAACAACAAAAAAAUCGAGUUCGAGAACUUUUCCAACAUGUUCUGAAUUGUUGUGUGGUGAGUUUUUUGAAAGCUUGAGAUUUAGUUUAAUUCGAAAAUGUGUUCAUCCUCACAGAUGUAUACUUCACACCUCGAAAAAUUAUCUCAAUUGCAAUUAUGUUGGGAAGAUUGACCAUCGCUUUGCUUAUCAUUUUGCUAGGCACAAAAAUGGAGAAAGAUUUUAUGAGAUCAAUUUCGAACGCGAUUUUUAUUCCAAUUAUAUUCACGGAACUUUACACAGUGUAUAUUGAAGUUGCGUUUUAUCGCCUUCUUUUUGCAGAAAACAAAAAAGAUUACGAUGCUUUUAUGGUGUAAGUUCUAGAAUUGGGUAGAAAGGGAGCUUUUUUUUUUGUUUUUUGUGGGUAUUUUUCGAAAAGGUUGUGAUGAACUUGAGGCUAGAAAAUUGUUUGCGAAAACCGUAGUUUUAUGAAAAUGUGUAGAAAGCGUGAAGUAGGCUAGGAUGUUUGAGAUUCAAAUUCAAAAAAAAAUCCUCUCAUCCCAACCCCUCGUAUUUUUCUAGAAACUACAUAACAUGGACCGAUCAAUUCAUGACAUUUUUAAAUGAUUAUGUGCAUAUCAAUAUAAUGUGUUUACUUCCGCUUAUUUUAUAUUGUGGUCGAAUUGCAACACUUCCUGCUGACAGAAUCAACGCAUUUCCAACAAAGUAAACAACUUUAUUUCACAAAAGUGCAACUCUUUUAAAAUAAAAACAAUUUCAGCACGAUUUGUUUGAUAAUGCAGAUAAUCCCAUUUUUUGUCAGUAUUCUGAAUUACAUCAAUACAGUAAGCAGUGCUGUCGUUCUAGCACUUCUCGCAACAUUGUCACAGAUUCUUACAAUUAUUUGUUUCUCGAUUAUUUUCAUACAAAUUUUUUGGGUGAGACAAUCAUAUGACUCACAUAACAAUCAAAAACCAAACAUUUUUCUAGUCAAUGUUCAUUAUGAUGCGUGAUCUACCGUACGAAGCGGCAACUUCAACAGAUAUGCAAAUUCGGGAUGCGAGAAGUCGAUUGGCUUGGUCAUUAGCCUAUAUGGUUAUCCCAUUCCUAACUUUGAUUCCUUUUGUGAUCGAAGCGAUUUUUGUGAUCUUCAAGAUUGUUCCAGCGAAAAAUGGGGGAUUGUAUAAACUUCGUGUAAUCAUGGAAAUUUUGAUAAUUAUGAUACAUUUUUAUCGACCAACUUGGAUGGUUUUGAUUACUAUGAUAUUUUUGCCACCAUAUCGGUAAGGGUUUCAGGCUGGAAAAAUUUUCCCUUGAAUUAUAUUCAACAAGGUCCAUCUUUUUUGCAGUCGCGCAGUUCCACUCCUUUUCUGCUGCUGUUCUUGUUGUCCAAAAGUCGACGUCGAACCAUUGCCACGAAAAGCACCGGACACAAGUCUUAUGUACAAAUAUGCUGAUAUCUAA